Molecule: messenger RNA, 750 nt
Organism: Ornithorhynchus anatinus (platypus)
Lineage: Eukaryota; Metazoa; Chordata; Mammalia; Monotremata; Ornithorhynchidae
Product: keratin-associated protein 11-1-like
Exons: 1
Coding region: 1-750 (249 amino acids)
Cellular component (GO): keratin filament
Molecular function (GO): structural molecule activity
Source: RefSeq, a predicted model, not a curated record
AUGUCCCCCGUCGCCUGCUGCUCCGCCGGCCCCAUCCUGGGCGGCCUGUGCCCCGUGCCGGCGGCACCGUCCGUCACCCUCUGCUCCGGCGACGUGAGCUGCGGAGAUGCCCUCUGCCUGCCCGGCGCCUGCCCGGGGGGCUCCUGGCUCCUGGACAACUGCCAGGAGACCUGCUGUGAGCCGUCCGGCUGCGGCCCGGUCGGCUGCGGGUCCGGCCCCUGCAACGUCUCGUCCUGCCGCCCCUCCACGUGCUACGUCUCCGGACCCGGCCGGGCCGUGAGCUGCCUCCCCCUGACCUCGUACGGGUCCGGCCCCUGCGCCCCGGCCUGCGGUCGGCCGGUCGCCUACGUGGCCAGCGCCGGCCAGUUCCCGAGCUUCGCGGCCGGCGGCUGCCGCCCCUUCAGCUCCCUCUCCGGAGGCUGCAGCCCCCUGACCUUCGUGUCCGGUGGCUGCCGUCCUCAAAACCUUGUGUCCGGCAGCUGCUAUCCCCUGAGUUCUGUGUCCAGCGGCUGUAGCCCCGUGUCAUACGUGUCCAGCAGCUGUCGCCCCGUGACUUUCCUUUCCAGCAGCCGGCCCCAAAACGUAGCGUCCGGCGCCUGCUACCCCCUGAGCUCCGUGUCCAGUGGCUGUAGUCCCCUGGGCUACGUGUCGAGCGGCUGCCGGCCCCUGACUUACGUGUCCGGCAGCUGCCGGCCCCUGAGCUCCGUGUCCAGCGGCUGCCGUCCAUCCUGUGCCGAACCGAGCUGCUGA